AUGGCCUCGCCACGGGACUACCCUGACCAAUUUCCAUAUAUUGACUCCUGGCUCGCCGUGCUCAUAAAGAACCCCCCUUGGUUGAGGCAGUGCAUGAAGGAAACAAAAAUCGUUCUGCUGCUGCAACCCGAGGGGGACCCCGGCGGAGCCAUGAUGGGGUCACGAUCCCGGGCGGGCGGAUCGAGGGGGGGACAGAGCCGGUAUAUUUACACUCCCUUUUCCUCCGCCGACCUUCUUAAUUGGAAGACCCAUGUCGCCUCCUAUACUGAAAAACCUGAAGCCCUUACAAAUCUGUUGACCAGCAUUAUGGGGACCCAUAGCCCAACGUAUCCAGACUGCCAGCAGCUUCUUUUGACCCUCUUUACAACUGAGGAGCGUCAACGCAUUUUAAGAGCAGCCAAAAAGAAAGCUAAGAGGCCACCACUGCCGAUAAAGGCUAACCGCGCCCAAUGGUUAGCAGACCAUUUUCCUGAAGCCGACCCCAGUUGGGAUGCGAAUAAUACAGACCAUAUGCGCCUCCUCAGGGCCUAUAGGGGCUAUUUGUUGGCAGGAAUGCAGGAGGCAGCGAAGAAGGCCACAAAUAUGACCAAAAUUGGGGAGGUUCUCCAGAGGCCAGAUGAAGCUCCUGGAGCUUACCUAGAGCGUUUGUAUGAAGCCUACCGGCUCUACUCGCCCUUUGACCCCGAGCAUGCUGACAAUCAGCGCAUGGUGAACUGUGCUUUUGUAGCCCAAGCAGCAAGCGAUAUAAAACAAAAAUUACAGAAGCAGGAAGGGUUUGCGGGCAUGAAUAUUACCCAGCUCCUAGAAAUAGCCCAGAAGGUUUUUGACAGACCGGGUUCCCCACCGCCUGGCCCCCGGGAGCCCAUGGUCAAGGCAACAUUGGGGGGCCACAAACUAUCGUUUAUGGUUGACACAGGGGCUGAAUAUUCCGUUGUCAACAUCCCAGUGGCACCUACCAUUGCACAGUCCAUCCCAAUUGCCGGGGCCACUGGCCAGGUGGCCCGAAAGUCGUUUCUGCAAAAUCGCAUUUGUGACCUAGGGACCCAUCUGGUCUGGCACAAGUUCCUGUAUGUCCCCGAGUGCCCCCUGCCCUUGUUGGGUCGAGACAUUUUAUCCAAAUUAAGAGCGGCUAUUUAUUUUGAAGAGGAUGGCCAAGCUACUGUGGAGUUUCGGGUGGGCCCAGCUGGUAUUCUUGUGCUCACAUGCCCCCUAGAAGAGGAAUGGAGGCUCUUCCAGACACCCCCUGAAAAGAGCUUGUCAGAUCAGUGGGCCUCUGUCAUCCGGGGUUUGGCCCGCCACCACGCCCCGAUUAUUAUUGAACUUUUACCAGGCGUCCAGCCCAUCCGCCUACGACAGUACCCCAUCCCCUGGAAAGCUAUGGAAGGGAUCCAGAAGCAUCUGGAUAGACUGCUGAAAUAUGGCAUUCUCAAGGAGUGCCAGAGUCCAUGGAACACCCCGCUGUUACUGGUCCAGAAGCCCGGCACUGGCGAGUUCAGGCCCUGCCAGGACCUACGAGCAGUAAAUAAAAAGACUGUGACUUUGCACCCAGUAGUGCCAAACCCAUAUGUGCUGCUGGGGUUGGUGCCGCAGCAAGCUGAUUGCUUUUCUGUGUUGGACUUAAAGGAUGCCUUCUUUUGUCUGUGAAUUGCCCCUUCUAGCCAGCCCAUGUUUGCGUUUCAGUGGCAAGAGCAGGGCACGGGCAGGACGCUCCAAUACACCUGGACUCGGCUUCCCCAAGGGUUUAAGAAUAGCCCCGCCCUCUUUUCAAAUGCAUUAGCCCAAGACCUGCAGGAUUUCAAUGCGACCCCGAGGACAUGUGUCUUGAUCCAGUAUGCAGAUGACCUGCUGAUUGCUGCUCAGGGGCGAGACUGCUGCUAUCAGGCGACUCUGGAAUUGCUAGAGUUGUUGUGGAAGGCAGGGUACAAGGUGUCCAGAAAGAAGGCCCAGUUGUGCCAAGACCAAGUUAAGUAUCUGGGCUUCCAUGUGUCCCAAGGCUCCUGAACACUGGGGCAAGAAAGAAAGGAGGCCGUUUGUGCCCUAUCUGAGCCCACCUCAAGACGACGGGUCAGGGAAUUUCUGGGAGUGGCGGGGUUCUGCCAAGUGUGGAUCCCAAACUUUGCCCUGAUAGCCAAACCUCUUUAUGAAGCCACAAAAGCGGGGGAGCGAGAACCAUUCCUGUGGGAAGCUGAGCAGAAGAAGGCUUUUCGAGAGCUAAAGAAGUUAUUGAUGGAGGCUCCCGCCCUAGGCUUGCCCGAUGUGGAAAAGCCCUUCACCCUUUUUGUCCAAGAGCGAAGUGGAGUGGCCGUCGGAGUCCUGACCCAGGUACUGGGGUCAUGGCAAUGUCCGGUCGCUUAUCUUUCAAAACAACUAGACUCGGUGGCAAAGGGUUGGCCUGGCUGUCUUCGAGCUGUCGCAGCCACUGCAGAACUCAUCAAAGAAGCCGACAAACUGACUUUGGGACAAGAGCUCGAGGUCAAACUGCCCCAUGCUGUGCUGACCCUGAUGGACUAUAAGGGAAAUUACUGGUUUACCAACAGUCGCAUGACUAAAUAUCAGGCUAUGAAGUGCGAGAAUCCUAGAAUUCGGCUGACCACUACAGGAGCUUUGAAUCCUGCAUCUCUACUUCCUAUCAGUGAUCAACCCACUGACCAUGACUGUAUCCAGACUAUGGAUGAGGUAUAUUCCAGCCGCCCUGACUUGACAGAUGCCCCCCUACUGAAUCCAGAUGUCGAAUAUUACACAGACGGGAGCAGCUAUAUGCAAGACGGGAAGCAUUAUGCGGGGUAUGCAGUCGUCACCUGUCAGAAGACCAUCGAAGCGAGACCUCUGCCAACAGGGACAUCAGCUCAGAAGGCCGAAUUGAUCGCCCUAACUCGAGCCCUGGAACUAGCAGAGGGGGUGACUGUAAACAUCUACACGGAUUCCAAGUAUGCCUUUUUGACUCUACAUGCUCACGGGACACUGUACAAAGAAAAAGGACUUAUUAACUCAGUGGGAAAGACUAUCAAAUAUGGGGCUGAGAUUUUGAGGUUGUUGGAGGCGGUAUGGGCACCACGAAAAGUCUCCGUGAUGCAUUGCCGGGCUCACCAAAAACCCCUUAGUCCUGUAAGUAUGGGAAAUCGCAGGGCUGACGAGGUGGCCAAACGGGCCGCGGUGCGGGGAGAAGCGGACAAGGUAGGACAGCCCAUCUGCCCUAUUUUUCAGGUCCCAUUAGCUAAAUGGACCCCCCGGUACAGUGCGGCAGAGGAGGAUUGGGCUGUGACCCAAGGUGCCUCUCAAGCGCGUGUAAAGGGAUGGAUCCAGUUACCUGAUAAACGCUUGUUUGUGCCUGAAGCCCUGGCCUGGCCUCUUGUUGUGCAGGCCCAUGAGGGAACACAUUUUGGGAAAACUGCGCUGGCUGAGCUGUUGGAUAGACAGUUGUACAUUUCAAAAUUACAUAGUCUGUGUGAAAAAGCAGCCCACAGGUGCGUUCCUUGUGCUCAUAACAACCCUCGGCAAGGCCCAAGCCGUCCCCCAGGAAUACAGCACAUGGGAACAACCCCCUUUGAAUCCCUCAUCACUGAUUUUACUGAAAUGCCCCGUUCAGGGUGUUGGAAAUAUUUGCUUGUGUUUGUGUGUACUUUUUCUAAUUGGAUAGAAGCUUUCCCCACUAGAACAGAGAAAGCAUCGGAGGUGGUAAAACACCUGCUGAAAAAUAUCUUGCCAUUUUGGGGUCUCCCAGUGACAAUCUCUUCUGAUAAUGGGCCAGCUUUCAUUCACAAGGUAGUGCAGAAGGUAUCACGGGAAUUACAUAUUGAUUGGAAGUUGCAUGCCACUUAUCGACCCCAGUCUUCAGGUAAAUGCAAGCGAGCAAACAGGUCGAUAAAAGCCCAGCUGUCUAAAUUGUGCCAAGAAACUAGCUUGAAGUGGCCCGAUGCAUUGCCAAUUGCCUUGUUUCGGUUAUGGUGUUUACCUAAGAAAAAUCUAAAACUUAGCCCAUAUGAAAUUGUCUUUGGGAGGCCACCCCCCAUUGCAAAAGGGAUACAAGGGGACCCAGCUCAGAUUGGGAAUUUUGUAUGGUUUCAGGAGAUCCAGUCCCUGGGGAAGGCAAUGAAUGAAAUGUCUAAAUAUGUGUUAGAGAUUCUACCACUGCAGGUUCAUAACCCAGUCCACCCAUUUCAGCCCGGGGACGAGGUGUGGGUCAAGGCUUGGAGGACCCAACCGCUCCAGCCACGGUGGAGAGGCCCGUUUACCAUUCUGCUCUCUACCCCGACUGCAGUUAAGGUCCAAGGACUGGCCAGGUGGAUUCAUCUGAAGCGAGCUGCCCCUGAGUGGCGCUGCAACCAACAAGAUAUCCUACCUGGAGCAGGAGAGACUGACGUGAGUGCCGGGGGUCCCGCGGAGCUGCCGGAGCUGCUGCCGGCUUGCGGGGCGAGGCGAGGCCUGGGAGCGAGUGCGGAGGAAGUUGAGACGCCGGGCUGGGCUGCGGAGUGGAGAACGGAGCAGAGCGGCUGGGACGCCCACGCCCAAUACAGCCGGUGGCGUGCGGUGGACGAGCAGAGAGACCGAGUGGAGAGACCGGGCGAGGGAGUGUGCAGAGGCAGGCGAGCGACCGGAGACCUCGCAAUCACGUGA
Messenger RNA from Heteronotia binoei (common prickly gecko), 4614 nucleotides. RefSeq lists its product as uncharacterized. Gene Ontology annotation, molecular function: nucleic acid binding; RNA-DNA hybrid ribonuclease activity; aspartic-type endopeptidase activity. NCBI's taxonomy places the organism in Eukaryota, Metazoa, Chordata, Lepidosauria, Squamata, Gekkonidae. The record is from RefSeq and is a predicted model, not a curated record. Gene Ontology annotation, biological process: virion assembly; proteolysis; DNA integration.